Molecule: messenger RNA, 1872 nt
Organism: Cornus florida
Lineage: Eukaryota; Viridiplantae; Streptophyta; Magnoliopsida; Cornales; Cornaceae
Exons: 8
Coding region: 132-1658 (508 amino acids)
Molecular function (GO): catalytic activity
Source: RefSeq, a predicted model, not a curated record
UAUUACAAGAAAAGAUGUAGAGGAGGCGAAGCAAGUGCCACCUCUCCAGACUCCAACCUAAAGCAAACACGGUCAUCAGUCAUCGCUUCCCGCUGCCUCAUAAGCGCACAGAGACGGGGGAGUGAGAAAGCAUGGAACCUUUAGCCAUAAGCAAAAAUUGCUGCAAUUUCUGUCUUCCCUAUUACCAUCAUCAAACUGCAAAUCAAAUUUCAGAUUUCAAAAUUGGGUCACCUCUCCAACGGUUAGUUUUACUCCCCAACAAUCCAAUUCAUCAAUCUUCAAAGAGAAGUAGUAGCAGUUUUAGUUUCACAACGAAAAGGGUAAACUUUAAAUCCAUCGUAGCUUAUUCUGGAGAGAAAAAUCUUACAACCGGCGACUCUCCGGCGAAGGAGCUUCGCCGGAUUCUCGAUUCUCCGGGAGUUCACCAAGGCCCGGCUUGUUUCGAUGCUCUCAGUGCAAAGCUUGUUGAAAGAGCUGGUUUUGAUUUGUGCUUUACAAGUGGAUUUGGAAUAUCAGCUGCUCGGUUGGGGUUGCCAGAUACAGGACUCAUUUCUUAUGGAGAAAUGGUAGAUCAAGGGCAACAAAUUACCCAAGCUGUGUCCAUUCCUGUCAUUGGGGAUGGUGAUAAUGGAUAUGGUAACGCUAUGAAUGUUAAGAGAACUGUCAAAGGAUAUAUAAGAGCUGGCUUUGCAGGAAUUAUUCUUGAAGAUCAGGUAUCUCCCAAAGCAUGUGGUCAUAUGCAUGGGAGGAAAGUAGUGUCUAGAGAGGAAGCAGUGAUGAGGAUAAAAGCAGCUGUUGAUGCUCGAAAAGAGAGUGGCUCGGACAUUGUUAUUGUGGCGCGAACUGAUUCUCGUCAAGCGGUGUCAUUUGAUGAAUCACUCUGGAGAUCACGGGCCCUUGCUGAUGCUGGAGCAGAUGUUCUUUUCAUCGAUGCACUUGCUUCAAGAGAGGAAAUGAAGGCCUUCUGUGAAAUUUAUCCUUUAGUUCCAAAAAUGGCUAAUAUGCUUGAAGGAGGAGGGAAAACACCAAUACUUAAUCCAAUUGAACUAGAGGAUGUUGGAUAUAAAAUUGUGGCAUAUCCCCUUUCCUUGAUGGGGGUUUCUAUACGUGCAAUGCAGGAUGCACUAAUGGCCAUUAGAGGGGGUCGUAUACCUCCUCCUGGAAGCAUGCCAUCUUUUGAAGAAAUUAAAGAAUUAUUAGGUUUCAACACUUACUAUGAGGAAGAGAAGCAGUAUGCCACUAGCACCCGUCAACUUUCUUCGCAGAGAGGAUAUGUUUCAGAAAGCAGCAAUGCAUAUAGUAUUCAACAGAGGGAUCAAGAUGAUACAGAGCAGAGAGGACAAAGUCCACAAGCUCCUGUGGUUGAAGUGAUAACUCCUGAUGUGUACAAUAACUAUGAUGCAGAUGGUUCAAGGGGUUCUUUUUCAGGGAUCUGGUCUCGGUCAUUGAGAGUCAAAAUUACUGGCAGAGAUGGAUUUGAAAAACUUGAUGUUCGGAUUCCUGCUGGAUUUUUGGAAGGAAUUACAAAUAUAGUUCCAGCAUUGGGAGGUGUAAACAUCAAGGAAUUGUUGGAUGAUGCGGCUUUAGAAGCGGGAGGAAAGCAGUUGUUAGAUUUUAAUGACACAAUCGGUGACAGGAUUCAAGUCUUCUUGGAGUAAAUAAAUUCCAUUUGAUCUCCAAAGUCGAUACCGCGAUAAUUGUAAUUGUUUUAAGUGAAAUAAGAAGUUUUUUAUAUCAAUGCAAACAGUGUAUAUGAAAGGGAGACCUGAAGAAAUUAUCAAAAAGAGCAAUUCUUGUGUGAAAAUUUCAUAGCUCUUCUUGAAACAAAACAUGCAUUAAAAGAAUAAACUACUACAAAGGUUAUUUUAGUAA